GCUUGCAGGCGCCACUUCUCUUACAAGAACUGGCCUUUGAUACUUCUUUUCUUCCUCCCGCUUUAGAUUUCCCUGAUUCAGCUUGACAUAUUGUGGUGGGAGGCAGGGAAGGGGGCUUAUGAGUUGAAACAGGAGAAGAUUUCCUCAAAAAUUGAACACCUCUCUAUUUUCCUACCUAGCCUGGCUCUCUGAGGUGCUGGACUUUCAGAUUUAUUUUUUUGUUCGCUUUUCCUGGAAGUUAUGAAUGUGGGAUGCAUGGAUUUUUUUUGCAAAAGCAGCAGGAAACAGAACAGGUGUAAAUUGUCCGUGCCAGGCUCCUUGGAUAGCUGGAAAGCAAUCUCCAGGUCAGGCCUCCAGCACUUGGCUCCUGUGCAUUCCCUCAACAUUGCAGUCUCCAAUGGACCUGUGAAGGAACCAAGGGCGGCCUUAGAGUGGACUGAAAAUGCUGUGAACGGAGAGCAUCUGUGGCUGGAGACAAAUGUUUCUGGGGACCUCUGCUACCUGGGGGAGGAAAGCUGCCAAGUCAAAUUCUCGAAAUCUGCUCUGCGGAGGAAGUGUGCUGCCUGCAAAAUUGUGGUCCACAAUGCCUGCAUGGAGCAGUUAGAGAAGAUUAAUUUUCGCUGCAAACCGACUUUCCGAGAAGGAGGCUCCAGAUCUCCAAGAGAAAACUUUGUCCGACACCACUGGGUGCACAGGCGGAGGCAGGAGGGGAAGUGUAAGCAGUGUGGAAAGGGCUUUCAGCAGAAAUUCUCCUUCCAUAGUAAAGAGAUUGUGGCCAUCAGUUGUUCCUGGUGCAAGUUGGCGUUUCACAAUAAAGUCACCUGUUUCAUGCUACAUCACAUUGAGGAGCCAUGUUCCCUGGGGGCUCACGCUGCUGUCAUUGUGCCUCCCACCUGGAUCAUUAAGGUGAAGAAACCUCAGGUGGUCUCCAUACCAGGAGACGAGCCUGAUUGGGCAGGAGACUGGAGCCCCGAAGGGGAAACGGGCGUCUCCUACCCCUAUUGGGAGGGUUGGCAGAACUCAUUAAAGACUUCAACACGGCGAAAGAAGAGAACAUCUUUUAAAAGAAAAGCCAGCAAAAGAGGCAAUGAAGAUAACAAAGGUCGGCCAUUUGUGAUAAAGCCUAUCUCCUCUCCACUCAUGAAGCCGCUACUGGUUUUUGUCAAUCCAAAAAGUGGAGGGAAUCAGGGCACCAAGGUUCUCCAAACAUUUAUGUGGUAUUUGAAUCCACGCCAGGUCUUUGAUCUCUCUCAGGAAGGGCCAAGAGAUGCGCUGGAGCUGUACAGAAAAGUGCCAAACUUGCGGAUCCUGGCCUGCGGCGGGGAUGGGACGGUGGGCUGGAUCCUCUCCAUCCUCGAUGAGCUGCAACUCAGCCCCCCACCUCCUGUGGCUGUCCUUCCGCUUGGCACUGGGAAUGACCUUGCCCGCACCCUCAACUGGGGUGGGGGUUAUACAGACGAGCCAGUGUCCAAGAUCCUGUGCCAUGUAGAAGAUGGGACCAUUGUACAGCUGGACCGCUGGAAUCUCCAGGUUGAGCGCAACCCUGAUUUGCCACAGGACGAGCUGGAGGAUGGGGCACGUAAGCUUCCACUCAGUGUCUUCAAUAAUUACUUUAGCCUUGGAUUUGAUGCACAUGUUACACUGGAGUUCCAUGAAUCUAGAGAAGCAAAUCCAGAGAAAUUCAACAGCCGAUUUAGAAAUAAAAUGUUUUAUGCAGGGGCAGCCUUUACAGACUUUCUGCAAAGAAGCUCAAGAGAUUUAUCCAAGCAUGUUAAAGUUGUGUGUGAUGGUACAGACCUGACUCCAAAGAUCCAGGAGCUGAAGUUCCAGUGUAUAGUGUUUUUAAACAUACCCAGGUAUUGUGCUGGCACAAUGCCCUGGGGAAACCCUGGAGAUCACAGAGACUUUGAGCCUCAGCGCCAUGAUGAUGGCUACAUUGAAGUCAUUGGGUUCACCAUGGCCUCACUGGCUGCUCUCCAGGUGGGUGGUCAUGGAGAGAGGUUGCAUCAGUGCCGUGAGGUGACACUUUUAACAUACAAGUCUAUUCCCAUGCAAGUGGAUGGCGAACCAUGUCGAUUGGCCCCCUCACUCAUUCGAAUCUCCUUAAGGAACCAAGCCAACAUGGUGCAGAAGAGCAAGAGGAGAACAUCCAUGCCUUUACUGAAUGAUCCUCAUUCCAUCCCAGACCGUCUGCGGAUCAGAGUGAACAGGAUUAAUUUACAAGAAUAUGAGGGGCUACAUUACGACAAGGAAAAACUCCGGGAAGCUUCCAUUCCCCUAGGAAUUAUAGUGGUACGAGGAGAUUGUGACUUGGAGACCUGUCGUAUGUACAUUGACCGUCUGCAAGAGGACCUGCAAUCAGUAACUUCUACUACACAGAGAGUUCAUUACCAGGACCAAGAAAGCUCUUUCCCCAGAGUACUUUCUGUUCAGAGGCUCUCUCCUAGAUGGUGCUUCCUAGAUGCAACUUCUGCUGAUCGUUUUUACCGCAUUGAUAGAUCUCAGGAACAUUUGCACUUUGUGACGGAAAUUUCGCAGGACGAGAUUUUUAUUCUGGACCCAGAGAUGGUAAUGUCACAGCAGGUGGGGACGCCACCAGGAAUGCCUGAUCUGGUAGUGGAGCAGGCCUCUGGAAUAUCAGAUCGGUGGAACCCUGCGGUUCGAAAGAGGAUGCUGAGCGACAGUGGCCUCGGCAAGAUUUCCCCACACUACGAGGUACCUGACAAACAAAAGGACGCCAGCCAGACACAUAUGCUGCAGUCACCGGUCUCUUCAGAAGAUCAAGCACUUUUACAGGCAGUCAUAGCUGGUGAUCUGCUGAAGUUCAUAGAAUGCUGUAAAAAAGGAGCCAAUUUGUUAAUCCAAGGACCCGAUCACUGCUCCUUGUUGCACCAUGCUGCCAAGACUGGGCAUGGCGAGAUUGUGAAAUACAUUCUGGAGCACGGUCCAUCUGAAUUGCUGGACAUGACAGACAGUGAAACGGGUGAGACAGCAUUACAUAAGGCAGCCUGCCAGCGCCAUCGUGCCGUCUGCCAGCUCCUGGUGGAUGCGGGAGCCUCUCUGAGAAAGACGGACUCCAAGGGUAAGACCCCUCGUGACAGGGCUCAGCAAGCUGGUGACCCAGAUCUGGCCUCCUACCUGGAGAGUCGACAAAACUACCAAAUGGUUUCCCAUGAGGAUCUGGAGACAGCAGUCUGAUGUCUGAAAACAUCAAAGAGGAUCCUUGGAAAUCGCAAGGCUGCACCUGAGGCACUCGGGCAUCAUGUGAGGAAGAAGCUGAUGGAAUCAAAGUGUCUCUCACUCUCGUGGAAAAUACCUGAGGACAUGCCACCAGUUUCUAAGGGCUACUGAGUCUUGCCACGGAACGGUUAAGUUCCAUAAGUUAGCCCAUGAUGGAUAAGGCGGGACACGUUCAAAGGUCUGUGGAAUCCAUGGGCCACGGAAAUUUACCUUUAUUGCUUCCAGCAAGUAGCAUGAACUUCUCCCAUGUUCAUCUGUACAAUUUAUUUAAAAAAAAAAAAAAAAAAAGGAAAGAGAAAAGAGGAUGUGGGGGAACCAAACUAACUGGGACAUUAAGACACCCAACCAGGCCCUCCUCCAUCUCUACAGUUUCCUGCAUUCCUUUUAUUCUCCCAUUCCCCUCACUUGUCAUCAGUUAAAUAGUACCUGUUAUCUCUGUGUUAAGUCUUCACAAAUGGUCAGGCAGUAGCAAAAAAAAUUUUAGGAGCUCUGGAUGCCCUUAGGAAAAACCCUAGUGUUUUUACUGGCUGCGUUCCAUCCCUUGCCAUCCAUCCUCUUGGAAGCUGCGUCCUCAGUGCUCAGUCACAGAGGAGUUUUCUCAGUUUUGGAGGGGACUCUGUCUAUUGUCUUUUUUUCCCAGGGUGUGGGGCACAGUGAGAUUUACAGCAGUAACAAAACCUAACUUCCUCAUUGUUGCUGGGUAUGUGGUUCCAAUAUCCUUGUGAGUGAGACAGUCAUUUGAAUUGAAAGGAGUUAUAUGGGAUACACCACGUUGUAUGGCAGAGCAGAAAGUUGCCAGUAAGGUUUCUCACACCACCAUUGCGCAUAUAAUGACUAACCCAGUUCUGCUUAGGUUUCAGACCUGUCUAAAAGUUAAUAGCUAUUUUUCACUUUUGAAAAGAGGGGUUUUACACUGGGGAGAGAUCCAGGCAAGAGGAAGGGGGUUCUGAUGGACUGACUUACGGACCCAGUCCCCUUUGCAUUACGGCCAGAGGUAGGAAGGAGACCAAGAACAUCAGCAGUUAGCCUAGGCUUGCUGCUGUCAACAAACAAAUGAUCACCACCCCAGUCACGCUGGGAACAGGAAAACCAUCUUUGUCUGAACCUGUAAACUGUCCGAUUCCCCAAAGGAACAAAGUUUCAGAGAGGCUGUCCCACUGGAGAAGGACAAACAGCAGCUCUUUGCCUCAUUACCCACUGUAAGCUCAGAAAUGUAAAGUUGCUUAGCUGCUGUAAAGGCCAGCCGCGUCUUCUGUACUUGUCUGUUCUCUGUCUUACCUCAAAGAUUAUAACCACAAAAGGAGAGAAAGCAAACACACACGCACACAGGCAUACACAAAAUGUUCACCUUUAGGUUUUCUAUCACUACAGACAAGUCAGCUGCCAGAAAUAGCAGAGCUUCCACUUCCACUUUGUCUGACCAGUUCCCAUGAACAUGCUGACAGCCCACUUUUGGCAUAAUUCUUGCAAUAUAUUUUUGAAUUUUGCUUUGUUUUUUUUUGAAAGAUCCACCGGUGUUUGUUUUCACACACCUACGUGUAGCUGUCUAGUAGAUCGUGAUCAUCGGGAUUACGUGCAGUUUGGAAACCAUGAAAAUAACUCAGGUCAUUAUUCAGAUAAGUUUUUCUUCCUUGGUAGAAGCUGCGGAAAUGAAAUUAAUGCAAAUGUUUUCUUUUCUUUUUUUUUUUUUUUUAAACAAGACUGAUUGUUGUGGCAGAGAGGGAGGAGCUGAAAAAAUACAUUUUUUAUUUUUUUUCUGUUUUCAAAAGUUCAUUUGAUAUGAGCAAAGUAUUUCUUUAGUAUUUCUUCCUCUGGAAGGAAACUAUAUGUAUUUGUAAUCUAUAGAUCAAUGGCGACAUGAAAUGUAUUUUGUCUUAUUUUCUGUCCUUACCUUUCUCGUUUAAAAAAUAAAAUACGAAAGCCAAAUUCCUUCCCUUGACAAUCAUCCAGGGGCUCGUGGCAGAGGUCAGUAUGCAUAUAUUAUUUUAAAACAGAAUUUGGCAACUGUUAAAAUAAAAAAUCAGAGUAUAAUUUUGGUGUAUGUGAAAUUUCCACAAGGCAGAUCCUCACGCUGUGGUUUCAUGGUAAGCCUUGCAUCAUUUCCCAGCUGUGAGGAAAGACAUUGCUGUAAUAUUUCUAUAUAUUUGAUGAAAACCAAGACUUUUAUUAGUAUCAGAUUUAUCUUUUUGCUUUGUUUUACUGAAGUGAGAAAUGGAGGAAGCGUCAAUGACACCAAGGGCUGGGUUCUGUCCUGUGCUGAGGCCAGAUGGGUGCCUGAGCAGAGGACGGUCAGUGAGCCCGUUGCAGGUCCCUGGUCCUUUAGACCCAUGAAGCAGGUGGAGCAGCAAAGGCUUGCUCUAAUUACAGGUAGCUUCCAGAGGCCACAUGUGAAUUAUGGUAAGGGACCUGGGUCUGGUCCCUCUCUGUCCUCAGUGGUCCUCCCCUCGGUGAGACAUCCCUUGUACCCAGGGGGGUGGCUGCAGCAGGGGCUGGCUCUGCAGUAGCUCGGCAGGACAGGCAGAUUUCCUGAGGUCCUUUGAGCCAUUUGAACCGUUCAAAGGAGCUUAGAGCACACGAGAGAAUCUGGCUUGCCUUUUUCCCUGGCAGCUGGAGUACAAUGCUAUGAUCAGAGUGAACCUGUUGUUCCUCUGGAAAGCCGCCCGUGCUGUGUGCUCAGUAGGAGGCAGUUACUGUAGGAUGAAAAUAAACCCCAGCACUGUAGACAGGACAGGAGCUGGCUGUAUGUAGUGCCUUUAAUAUUCAAGGCCUCACAAAGCAUUGCACACAUAAUGCAUUAGAUACUGGUGAUGUAUUGUAUUUGUAGAUAACAGAGUACAUACAUUGAUUUUUGCAAUGGCUCGACACACGGUCAGGGAUAUCAGAAGCUGGUUCGCUGAGGGAAGGAGUUUGGGGCCAGGAUGCUGCAGGAUUAUUCCUUACCCCUCUUCAAGUGCUAUGGGAUUCUUGAUUUCGGACAGCCACCAGAAGCAGACAGACUCUGCAGCAGUUAAAGUCGACACGUGCGUAUUGAAUCUCUUGAGCACUCGGGGUCUAGCUUAGUACAGCGUCAUUGUGCCUGCGCUGUGCAGGGCCCACAUUUCAGUGUGCAGCUGAGAACCCACUUAAAUUACAUAUAAACAUUUUGAUUUACUAAAAGUGUCUGUUCUGUGGCUGUGUCUAUUUAUGUGUGUAUGUUACUAUAUAUAUGUAUAUUUAUAAAUAUUUGUAUGCAUAUAUAUAGACUCACACACACACGCGCACACACUUUUAGAACUGUGCUAUUUGAAUGACAAAGUACCUAGAGAUGCUCAGCUACUGGGGUUGCUGGACUGACAAAAUGUCAUUUUCCAUUUAAUUUUUUGUUAAAGGGGACCCUUUUCAGCAGAACUGAGGAGCUCCUGAAUUGUUCCAUUGUACUGGUUUUACUAUCUCAUUUUGGACUUAAAUGGAGGGAAAGAAAAUAUUUAUAAUGUUGAUAAAAUAAACUUACUUUUGUUAUUUAAUA
Molecule: messenger RNA, 6745 nt
Organism: Chroicocephalus ridibundus (black-headed gull)
Lineage: Eukaryota; Metazoa; Chordata; Aves; Charadriiformes; Laridae
Gene: DGKI
Product: diacylglycerol kinase iota
Exons: 34
Coding region: 241-3198 (985 amino acids)
Biological process (GO): lipid phosphorylation; diacylglycerol metabolic process; regulation of synaptic transmission, glutamatergic
Cellular component (GO): nucleus
Molecular function (GO): protein binding; ATP-dependent diacylglycerol kinase activity
Source: RefSeq, a predicted model, not a curated record